AUAAUUAUUAUACAGCUGCUAAAGCACGCGAAUCUCAUAAAUCUGAUCGAGGUGUUUCGACGCAAACGAAAACUGCACCUGGUAUUUGAAUACUGCGAGUUAACCGUUUUGGAUAUACUGGAAAAAUAUCCAAAAGGUGUGCCUGAUAAUCUCACUAAAAAAAUCAUCUGGCAAACCAUUAACGCUAUUAAUUUCUGUCAUCAACACAAUUGCAUUCAUCGAGACGUUAAACCAGAAAACAUUUUGCUGACCAAAGACUGUGUGGUGAAACUGUGCGAUUUCGGGUUCGCACGUACGCUAAACCCGGGCGAGAACUACACGGACUAUGUGGCCACCCGUUGGUAUCGCGCGCCCGAACUACUGGUCGGUGACACGCAGUACGGCCCGGCUGUGGACGUCUGGGCCAUCGGUUGCGUGACCGCCGAACUGCAGCGCGGGGAAGCCCUGUGGCCGGGAAAGUCUGACGUGGAUCAGCUGUAUCUAAUACGAAAGACCGUGGGCGAUCUGAUGCCCCGACAUAUGACUGUAUUUAAAACUAAUGAGUUUUUCGCGGGCGUCACACUCCCAGAGCCCGAGACUCACGAGCCGUUGGAGUCGAAAAUACCCAAACAGAUCGAGGAGUCGGGUAUGGAUUUCCUGCGCAAAUGCCUCGAUAAGGACCCACAGAAGCGACCCAUUUGUGACCUACUCUUACGGCACCCGUAUUUCAUAAAUGUAAAAAUUCCCGAAAUUGAGUCCACAGCCGAAGACACCAAUCACACAAAGUUUCGACAGAGAUCUAAGUACGGACAGUCGAUUCUACCAACACUGACGAGUAAAAGUGGUACACCAGACAUACGGUCCGUACAGUUGCACUCCCGGACUGUCAACAAUAACAACAACAACAUUAACCGUAAUAUCGGACCCAUUCAUCAGAACUCUCUCGAUCGCAACGACAACUACGGCCUCAUCCGCACCACUCGUUUCGAGCAUUUGCCCAAUAUAUGAACGCAUUCUAACAUGUUUUCAAAUAUGUUUUCAAUUUAUGUGGACUAUUUAAUAUAAUCACAACAAAAUAACAC
Molecule: messenger RNA, 1061 nt
Organism: Medioppia subpectinata
Lineage: Eukaryota; Metazoa; Arthropoda; Arachnida; Sarcoptiformes; Oppiidae
Source: the annotation of a GenBank genome assembly